Mesocricetus auratus (golden hamster) is the source of this 1631-nucleotide messenger RNA. RefSeq names its product membrane associated ring-CH-type finger 2 (gene Marchf2). The record is from RefSeq and is a predicted model, not a curated record. Lineage: Eukaryota; Metazoa; Chordata; Mammalia; Rodentia; Cricetidae. Gene Ontology annotation, molecular function: ubiquitin-protein transferase activity; zinc ion binding. The transcript is spliced from 7 exons. The coding region runs from base 434 to 1174 and encodes 246 amino acids. Gene Ontology annotation, biological process: protein ubiquitination.
UGUCCGCUCGGCGGGCGGUGCCCGGACGCAGGUGCCGGCCGGAGCGGAGCAAGCAGCUGCUGACGGGCCGGGCCGGGCCGGGACCCGGGCCAGGGAGAACCGAGGGGCCUGCGCGGCCGCCCGGCCCGGCCGCGAAUCAGGUCUCUGGUAGCCCACUUGAUCUCCAGCUCUUUCUGCAGCCUGAUCCUCCUGUCUCGAUGUCUAGAGUGCUGGAAUCACAGACAGGGUUUCUCUCUGUAGCUUUGGAGUCUGUCCUGGAACUCACUCUGUAGACCAGUCUCUCUUUUCCUGAUUACAAAUGUGACAUGACGAAUGGCCGCCAGCUCUUGCUGCUGUGACUUCCCUGAAAUGACGUACUGGAACCUGGAACGUUGAACUAAAGCUCCUGGGACCAUGGGCCUCAGGCCCUGAGGACAGGAGGCUCCCUGUGGCCAUGACGACAGGUGACUGCUGCCACCUCCCUGGCUCCCUAUGCGACUGCUCUGGCAGCCCUGCCUUCUCCAAGGUUGUGGAGGCCACAGGCCUUGGACCACCCCAAUAUGUCGCACAGGUGACUUCAAGAGAUGGCCGACUGCUCUCAACUGUCAUCCGGGCUUUGGAAACACCAAGUGACUGUCCCUUCUGCCGAAUCUGCCACGAAGGAGCGAAUGGGGAGAGCUUGCUGUCCCCAUGUGGCUGCACUGGCACGCUGGGAGCUGUGCACAAGAGCUGCCUGGAGAAAUGGCUGUCCUCCUCCAACACCAGCUACUGCGAGCUGUGCCACACCGAGUUUGCAGUUGAAAAGCGGCCCCGACCUCUCACAGAGUGGCUGAAGGACCCGGGGCCUCGCACCGAGAAGCGGACGCUGUGCUGUGACAUGGUGUGCUUUGUGCUCAUCACACCGCUGGCCGCCGUCUCAGGCUGGCUAUGCCUCCGAGGGGCCCAGGACCACCUCCGUCUGCACAGCCGCCUGGAGGCUGUGGGGCUCAUUGCCCUCACCAUCGCCCUCUUUACCAUCUAUGUGCUCUGGACACUGGUCUCUUUCCGAUACCACUGCCAGCUGUACUCAGAAUGGAGGAAGACCAAUCAGAAAGUCCGCCUGAAGAUUCGGGAAGCAGAUGGCUCCGAGGACCCCCACCACUCCCUGCUGGCCGCUGGACUCCUAAAAAAGGUGGCAGAGGAGACCCCUGUGUGAAGCCCCGGAUGGUGGGGCCCUGAGGUAGUGGAAGGCCAGCGGCAGAUGACAGUGCCCUGUGUGGAAGGAUGGAAACUGCCUGACCUUUCAUGCGCAGCCGCGACGCUUCUCAGGCCAAGAGGCACAGCAAGCGGAGCCUGCUAUGUGCUCCUGCGUGAACAUGUUCUCAAGGGUUUUGUUUUACACAUUGUUGUACACGACAAGGACACAUGGACAAACCCUAGCUUUGGAUGGAGCAGGCACCCUUGUCUCAUUCUGAGAUCCGUUUGACACUUCCUUGGCCAGCAGCUUUGGCUGCUUGCAUCAGGGUGCCCGUUGGGCUAGAAGGUUCCAGCAAGCUUCUUGCACUACUCUGCACCUGGCCGGCUUGCUUUAUUGGCACUCUUGACUUUAUAAAGUUGCACUGCAUUUCAAAAACCCAUCCCUGAAUGAAUAAAAGGAGCCCUUUGCUGGCUAA